AUGGAUGAUCAAAGAUGUACAUUAGAGGAGAAUCAGAGCACAGAGACGGAAACCACGCCAACACCUGUGCCAGCACUGGAUGACCGGAUAUCUGCCUCUUCGCUCAUGGCAUCUCCUCAGACAGAAGAAUUCUUUGACCUGAUUGCCAGCUCCCAGAGCAGGCGGCUGGAUGACCAGCGAGCGAGCGUAGGAAAUUUGCCUGGUCUACGACUAACGCACAAUAACAUGGGUCAUAUAAAGGUGGAAGGUGACCAGCAAGAGCCAGGUGAUGAGUUCUUCAAUAUGCUGAUGAAAUGUCAGUCUUCGCGAAUAGAUGACCAAAGAUGUGCACCUCCAGAUACCAUGCCCCGAGGACCAACCAUGCCCGAUGAAGACUUUUUCAGCCUAAUCCAGAGAGUCCAGGCCAAGAGGAUGGACGAACAAAGGGUGGAUCUCCCCUCCAACCAGGAAGAUGGAGAAAAUCAUGAUAACCAGAGGAGGCCGAGCUAA
Messenger RNA from Staurois parvus, 489 nucleotides. The record is from the annotation of a GenBank genome assembly. Lineage: Eukaryota; Metazoa; Chordata; Amphibia; Anura; Ranidae.